AAGCAAGGAACUUAAGACAUUUACAUUGUCAAUUAUUUAACUCUCAUGUCCUUUCUAUAUUUUCAGACACUUCAAUCAGUCAAUUUUUUUAUUCAAAUCAAGCCAUAAUUUUGUUCUUAUACUUGAACAAACUAGAGUGGUCGGUUCUGUUGUGUCACUCUCUAUGUCUUUAUAUAUAUAUAUAAACAAAGGCCAAAGUAAUUUAUUUCUUGAAUUAUAAGAGCAAGCUAGCAUAUCAUUGUGAAGGAAAGAAAGAAGAAGUAGAAAAAUGGGGGUACAAGGUACUUUAGAAUACUUGUCUGAUUUACUCAGUAGCACAAAAAAGAAAAAGAAGAAGCAAACUCAAACUGUAUCUCUUAAAAUCAGAAUGGACUGUGAAGGUUGUGCUCGCAAGGUUAAGCAUGUUCUUUCUGGUGUUAAAGGAGCUAAGAAAGUGGAUGUGGACUUGAAGCAGCAGAAAGUAACGGUGAGUGGAUAUGUUGAACCAAAGAAAGUGUUGAAAGCUGCUCAAUCUACAAAGAAGAAGGUUGAGCUUUGGCCUUAUGUUCCAUACACUAUGGUGGCUCAUCCUUAUAUUUCACAAGCCUAUGAUAAGAAAGCACCUCCUAAUAUGGUUAGAAAGGUUGGCGACACUUCCAACAUAAAAGAGUCCACCUUUGAUGAUAGCUAUGUUGAAAUGUUCAGUGAUGAAAAUCCAAAUGCUUGUUCUAUUAUGUAAUCAUUCAUUAAAAAUAUGUGUGUAUGAUGAUUAAUUUCUCACCCCUUAUGGUAAUCACACUUUGAGGAGAAAAUAAUGUAAUAGGUGUGUAAUUGAAAAAUGAGAGAUAAAGAUAUGUGAUAGAGGAGUGUAGAAAUUAAUUAAUGUGUAAGAAAAUUAGUUAUUAUGAUCUAAUACUAGAUAAUAAUAUAAUUUUGCAUGGUUUUGCAUA
Medicago truncatula (barrel medic) is the source of this 929-nucleotide messenger RNA. RefSeq names its product heavy metal-associated isoprenylated plant protein 24. The record is from RefSeq and is a predicted model, not a curated record. The coding region runs from base 269 to 718 and encodes 149 amino acids. The transcript has 2 exons. Gene Ontology annotation, molecular function: metal ion binding. NCBI's taxonomy places the organism in Eukaryota, Viridiplantae, Streptophyta, Magnoliopsida, Fabales, Fabaceae.